AUGGACUCGGUCCGCGCGGGCCCCUUCGGCCAGCUCUUCCGCCCCGACAACUUCGUCUUCGGCCAGACGGGCGCGGGCAACAACUGGGCCAAGGGCCACUACACGGAGGGCGCCGAGCUCAUCGACUCCGUCCUCGACGUCGUCCGCAAGGAGGCCGAGUCCUGCGACUGCCUCCAGGGCUUCCAGCUCACGCACUCCAUGGGCGGCGGCACGGGCGCCGGCAUGGGCACGCUCCUCAUCUCCAAGAUCCGCGAGGAGUACCCCGACCGCGUCAUGUCGACCUACUCGGUGAUCCCGUCGCCCAAGGUCUCCGACACGGUCGUCGAGCCCUACAACGCGACCCUCUCCGUCCACCAGCUCGUCGAG
Messenger RNA from Aureococcus anophagefferens, 366 nucleotides. RefSeq lists its product as hypothetical. The transcript has a single exon. Gene Ontology annotation, molecular function: GTPase activity; structural constituent of cytoskeleton; GTP binding. Gene Ontology annotation, cellular component: cytoplasm; microtubule. NCBI's taxonomy places the organism in Eukaryota, Pelagophyceae, Pelagomonadales, Pelagomonadaceae. Gene Ontology annotation, biological process: mitotic cell cycle; microtubule cytoskeleton organization. The record is from RefSeq and is a predicted model, not a curated record. The annotation marks the transcript as partial.